GCGCCGCUGGCCCACAAUCACUGCCAGGUCCUCGCUCUUCCGGCUCUUCGCCCGCCGCGGUUCGUCCAUGCCCUUUGCCGAGGAGACCAAGCUGCUAAAAAACCCCGCGCCGGCGCUUCGCCACGACUCCAUCUGCUCCACGAUUGGCUCGACUCCUUUGGUCAAACUGCAGCGCUCGGCGCCUCCGGGAGUCAACAUCUACGUCAAGUCCGAAUUCAUGAACCCCAUGGGUUCGGUCAAGGACCGGCUCGCGCUGGGCAUGAUCGAGUUCGCCGAGCAGCACGGGCUUCUCAAGCCGGGCCAGACGGUGGUGGAGGCGACCAGCGGAAACACGGGCCUCGGCCUGGCGAUGGUCUGCGCCUCGCGCGGCUACCCCUUCGUCUGCGUCAUGUCGGAGGCCUUCUCGAUUGAGCGGCGCAAGAUGAUGCGAUUCCUCGGGGCCAAGGUCGUCCUGACCAACCCCGCGCACAAGUUCGGGGGCAUGCUGCAGACGCUACUCGCCCUCAAGGAGAAGCACGGCUGGUACUGGCCGAACCAGUUUGAGAAUGAGGCGAACGCGUGGGUGCACCGGCAGACGACGGGGCCCGAGAUCCUGCAGGCGAUGGAGGGGCUGAAGCUCGACUGGUUCGUGUGCGCAUACGGGACUGGCGGGACGAUCAAGGGGGUCGGGCAAGUGCUCAAGGACAAGUCGCCACACACAAAGGUGCUGCUCUGCGAGCCGUCCAACGCUCCGGUCGUGUACAGCGGCAUCAAGACCGAGUACACGGCCGACGGCUCCAUCACCAAGGAGUCGCACCCCGUCUUCCGGCCGCACCUGCUGCAGGGCUGGACACCCGACUUUGUCCCAAAGAUGGUCGAGGACUCGACCGAGCAAGGCUUGUACGAUGAGCUCUCGCACGUGUCCGGCGCGGAGGCGGUCGCCGCCUCGCAGGAGCUCGCUCGGUCGGAGGGCAUCUUCUCCGGCACGAGCGGCGGGGGCGUGCUCGCCGUGGCGCUCCGGAAGGCGAAAGAGCUGCCUGCGGGCAGCAACAUGGUUGUGAUGCUGCCAGACACGGGCGAGCGGUACCUCUCGACGCCGCUCUUCGACGACGUCCCGGCGGAUAUGACGGCCGAAGAGAAGGCGUACUUCGACUCGGUGCCUGCGACCACGGCCUUCCCGCAGCCGCUCCCGCAGCCAAACGACGAGGGGCGCCAGGUCGUGCGCGAUUUCAUCGCCACGGACACAGUGUCCAUCGUCGCGAUGGAGUCGUGCGAGUUUUGCUGGACCAUCUUCAAGUUUCUCAAGGCGAUCGGUGUCUCCUACUCGUCGCUCAACUUCGACGCCCUCGAGUACGCGCCCGGCAACAAGGGCAACGUGAUCCGCGCGUGCACGCAGGAGCUCACGGGCGAGGUCACCUUCCCCCAGGUCUUUGUCGAUGGCAAGUUCAUCGGUGGCGCUGCCGACGCGUGCAUCAAGUGGAAGAAGGGCGAGCUGCAGCCCCUCCUCGAGGCGGCGGGCGUCAAGCCGCCCGUCGGCGACAACGGCGAUUGGAACGGCUACGGCGGCGACCCGUUCGAGUUCCUGCCAAAGUGGAUGACCAAGAACCCGCUCCGCACAAAGUGAGGACUCGACUCGAGGGCGUUUCGCUCUGCGCCUUCUGAUAGACUGAAAAUAGGAGAGUCGAUCACUGACGUGCACUUUUACGUACCCGCUACCCGGCGGGAAGCGGGUGAAGUCAACGGUGUCGCAGGAGCGCGUUCCCUGUCCGCUGUAGACUGUACACGGCUGCCCCUCUAGUUUAAGCAGAGGGUCGCACAGCGCCCCAAAAUCC
Molecule: messenger RNA, 1811 nt
Organism: Emiliania huxleyi CCMP1516
Lineage: Eukaryota; Haptophyta; Isochrysidales; Noelaerhabdaceae
Product: cysteine synthase
Exons: 9
Coding region: 68-1603 (511 amino acids)
Cellular component (GO): cytoplasm
Molecular function (GO): cysteine synthase activity
Source: RefSeq, a predicted model, not a curated record